ACUUCCAGAAACAAACCACUGUAAGUCAAGUUAUGUGCUUGUGGAUGUCCGGAUACAGUAUGAAGAACGCUUUCAAUGUAAAUCCAGCAGCACUCUUCCUACUGCUCGUGAUCACGUUGCGUGCAUCAUCUUCACCUCUUCAAGAUGCAAGAUCUGGCAAAAACUAUCUCCACGAUGACGACGAAGAACUUGCCAGGAAAAACCACCAUGAAGUGCCAAGACCAAAACCAAUCCACACCUUGACCACACCUCUCACCCAUGGCGGUCACUAUGGACCUAAUCCCAACUAUCUGUUACAUAGUGGAUACGACCAUCAUGAGCAUUUACCAGUCCAUGUGGUUGAUGAUAUCCACCACAGGCCAUCGUUUCCAAGCUACCAUGAGGCACCAGCUUACCCCACAAUAUUCCCUGAACGCCCGAGUCUGGUUAACAGCCAUUUAAGCUCAGUGCUUGCUCCUAUGGUGAGGAACAUUGUGAGUAAUGUACUCAUAAGCCUCGCUCAUCGUGUGUCGAGCGGUAUUGUCACGGGAUUAGCUGCAGAGAGACCACCUCCAGCAUACCAUGGUGCCUACCAAUCUCCUUACCAUUAUCGGCCAUAUUUAGAUGGUCAUAAGUCCGGCGAUGGUGUCAGUUAUCCAUAUGAUAUAGAUAAACUUGAAAUAAUGGACUACUUCAAUGAACCCAGCUUCCUCCAGCCACAUCCUUCACCAGAGCAACACAGCAUCAAGGAUUCAACCCUAUUGAAACCAUCUAAGAAAAAGAGACCAAUUAUCAUGAAAGGCGUGACUAAGAAAAAUCGUGAAUCAUCAUCUGAUUCUUCAGAACUUCUUGUCUAGAGCUAUUUUAUAACAUUGUGAUCGGAGAAAGUAAUUGUUUUUUAUCAUAAGUGAAGAUAUCAAUCAUAAUUUUAUCACAUUCAUAAUUGAAUAAAUAUUUACCAAAUUAUUCGUUACUUUUUUGUUUGUUUUUCCUAAUGGAUUUCCAGUUACAGUAUUGUAAGUACUUUAAUAUGAUAAAAACGAUUUUUUUGUCUUUCCAAAACAGUGAAGUUUUGAGAGAAUCCUGACAAUCCAUUGAUCUCUGACAAAAUAUCUUCCAUUAAGUAAAAAUAUAAUAAUAUUUAAUCAGUCACAACUACUUUUGAACUGUCAAUAAUUUGAAAGAUUGGAUAGGAUAGCCUAUAGUUUGCCAGUAUGUGAAUAUACCUAUUUAAGAAUCUUAGCCUACUGCGGUUUAUGUACUCCAGUGUAAUCGACAUUAGUUUAAAAUAACUUUUCAAACGAAUAACAUUAUUAGAAAAUAAACAUAGUAUACAGUA
Messenger RNA from Nilaparvata lugens (brown planthopper), 1318 nucleotides. RefSeq lists its product as uncharacterized. The record is from RefSeq and is a predicted model, not a curated record. The transcript has 3 exons. Lineage: Eukaryota; Metazoa; Arthropoda; Insecta; Hemiptera; Delphacidae. Bases 33 to 836 code for a protein of 267 amino acids.